Molecule: messenger RNA, 797 nt
Organism: Lycium ferocissimum
Lineage: Eukaryota; Viridiplantae; Streptophyta; Magnoliopsida; Solanales; Solanaceae
Product: small ribosomal subunit protein uS15
Exons: 5
Coding region: 134-589 (151 amino acids)
Biological process (GO): translation
Cellular component (GO): cytosolic small ribosomal subunit; nucleolus; ribosome
Molecular function (GO): structural constituent of ribosome; small ribosomal subunit rRNA binding
Source: RefSeq, a predicted model, not a curated record
GCCCAAAGUAGCAGCAGUGUAACACUAAACCCUACUUUUGGCAUACAUUAAAGAAGAGAAGAGAAAACAUCCUUGACAACCAAAAUUAAGCCUCCAUUGCAGACCACCAGUAGCUAACCGUGACUCCGCCAUCAUGGGUCGCAUGCACAGUCGUGGUAAGGGUAUUUCAGCUUCUGCUCUUCCUUACAAGAGGACUCCUCCCAGUUGGCUCAAGAUCUCCGCUCCUGAUGUUGAGGAUAACAUUUGCAAGUUUGCAAAGAAAGGGUUGACCCCUUCACAGAUUGGUGUCAUUCUUCGUGACUCACACGGUAUUGCGCAAGUCAAGAGUGUCACUGGUAGCAAGAUCUUGCGUAUCCUCAAAGCUCACGGGCUUGCACCUGAGAUUCCAGAGGAUCUGUACCACCUGAUUAAGAAGGCUGUUGCAAUUAGGAAGCAUUUGGAGAGGAACAGGAAGGACAAGGAUUCUAAAUUCCGCUUGAUUUUGGUGGAGAGCAGGAUCCAUCGCCUUGCUCGCUAUUACAAGAAAACUAAAAAGCUCCCACCUGUCUGGAAAUACGAAUCUACCACUGCCAGCACACUUGUGGCUUAGAGACGUAAAGCUGGAGUAGCUUUGGCUGAUGGCAAUAUGUAGUUUUCUCGUGUCAUGAAUUACUUGCUAAAUCCAAUUUUGUUUGAUUUAAUCAUGCUACUUAAUGGAAGAUAGUUUUCUGGAUAAUAUUUGCUCCAAUCUUUACCAAGUGUUAAGGUUAGAUGCUUUAUUUAGAAAUUCAAAUGAAUGACUUGUUUUUCAAGUUCAA